ACAUAGCGAGAGAGGAGGUGGGUGGAGGGAGUAUGUGAAAUUGAUGUGAAAUGCUUUUGACAGUCACAAAAAAGUCAAACGUUGCAGCAUACAGCAGCAGAGAGCCAACUAAUGGAGCCGCAAGAGAUCAGAGAGGGAUACCUUGUUAAAAAGGGUACACUGCUGAACUCCUGGAGGGCAGUGUGGGUGGUGCUGUCAGAAGAUGGUUUGGAUUACUAUAAAAAGAAAACAGAUCGUUCACCGAAUGGGAUGAUCCCACUGAAAGGAGCAACACUCAUCAGCCCCUGUCAGGAUUUUAACAAGAGAUUGCUGGUCUUCAAGAUCACUGCAGAGAAGAAACAAGAUCACUUCUUUCAAGCCUCACAUAUGGAGGAGAGAGAACUUUGGGUCAAGGACAUCAAGAGAACCAUAUCCUGCUUGAAAGAUGGGAAAAGGUUUGCCAGGAAGUCCACAAGGCGCUCCAUUCGCCUGCCAGAUACAGUUAACCUUGCUGAGCUGUACGCGCUGAUGAAAGACCAGGACGAUGGAGUGAAGGAGCUAAAACUUGAACAAGAUAAUCGGGUUUUCAACCACUGCUUCACCGGUGCAACAGUGGUAGAGUGGCUGGUUUCGAGAGAGAAGGCGAGAAAUAGGCCUGAGGCACUCAUGUUAGCAACAGGGCUUCUGAAUGAGGGCUUUCUCCAGCCUGCAGACGAACUGUCAAAAGAGGGAGCAGAGGGCGGAGAGCAAACAUCCUUCUUAGAUCAGACAAAAGCUCUGUACUACUUUGCAGACAGUGGGUUCUUUUGCGAAGGCUACUCCAGCGAUGAAGAUGUUCUUCUGAAGGAUGAAUUCAGGGGAAACAUUAUAAAACAGGGCUGCUUGCUCAAACAGGGGCACAGAAGAAAAAACUGGAAGGUGCGAAAGUUCAUACUUCGAGAUGAUCCUGCUUAUAUGCACUAUUGUGAUCCUUCAAAGGGUGAUGACCCUCUGGGUGCGGUCCAUCUCCGAGGGGCUGUGGUUACAGCUGUAGAGUAUGUGCCUGAUGCCAAAAAGUAUGACAUCGAUGGCAAUCUCUUUGAGAUCAUCACCUCAGAUGAGACUCACUAUUUCCUGCAAGCUGCAACAGCUGAAGAGAGAAAGGAUUGGAUCAAAGCAAUACAGGCAGUUUCAAAAAGUGGAAAGUAAAAUAAGCACUGAAGCAACAGGGGGGUAUCUGCUAGCUACAGCUGUAUUUAAACAGAUGUACUAUCAUGGAACAGCUAGUAAAUUUUACUUUUAUGCAAACAUUAUGUUUUGGAUUAUAUGCUAAAAUAAUUACAGACAAUGUAUUUACGAGAAGAAAUAAAAUCCUUUUAGAAGUAUUUUUACCAGUUGAAUACUUUUGAAAGGCACUGUAUGUGUUUGAAUAAUUUAGAAUUACAAGUUAAAUGGUUACAUGCUUUUGUUUGUGGAACUAAAUAUAUAGUUGUUGUCUGUCCUUUAAAUAAAUAUAAAUAUUUAAACAA
This is a messenger RNA of Girardinichthys multiradiatus, 1487 nucleotides long. RefSeq names its product pleckstrin (gene plek). Gene Ontology annotation, cellular component: plasma membrane. The transcript is spliced from 9 exons. NCBI's taxonomy places the organism in Eukaryota, Metazoa, Chordata, Actinopteri, Cyprinodontiformes, Goodeidae. The coding region runs from base 112 to 1167 and encodes 351 amino acids. Gene Ontology annotation, biological process: actin cytoskeleton organization; intracellular signal transduction. The record is from RefSeq and is a predicted model, not a curated record.